Betta splendens (Siamese fighting fish) is the source of this 11881-nucleotide messenger RNA. RefSeq lists its product as uncharacterized. Gene Ontology annotation, molecular function: DNA binding; zinc ion binding. Gene Ontology annotation, cellular component: nucleus. The coding region runs from base 150 to 11090 and encodes 3646 amino acids. Lineage: Eukaryota; Metazoa; Chordata; Actinopteri; Anabantiformes; Osphronemidae. The record is from RefSeq and is a predicted model, not a curated record. The transcript is spliced from 35 exons.
UAGCACUGACACAAAUAAACUGUGCUUUUGCUAUUGGGAGCAGAGCAGCAGCCAACUGCAACUCACCUGCUCCCUACAUACAUGCAACACCACCUUCCCCAACUGCUGCUGCUAUCAGUCUGCUUAACCUUCUGAAGAUAGCAAACAGCAUGUCCCAUCCCCUGUACAACCCCUAUGCCUCUGGGAACCAAUGUUCCACGCAAGGACAGUAUGGACAAAGUACAGGUCAACCAGAGAGGGACCCUCGGAGAACAUCUCGUUCUGUACUGGGCUCCAGCUUCAACACAUCAGGAGGUUCUUCAUCAGCUUCUACCAAGCCCCCAGGAAAGAUUCCACCUCUCAUGUCUCAGCAAGUGAGCUACAGGCCUGAGCAAAGUAGGGCCUUAGUUGAUGAUGACAUACAGAGGUCCAUAGACUUUCAUAUUAGUAGAGCCAGAGAGGAGGUAAUGUUUCUUGACAAGCCAACUCAUCAGCCUAUAAACCAGAGCAGUCGCUUUGUGAACACGCAAAGAGAUGCAUUUCUCCCCUCAAGCACAAGGAUGGCAGACUUUUCAAUGUCCUCAACUUCUGCUACACUACAGCAAAGACAGUCUGACACUGAAAGUGCCAGUAGCUCUAUGGACUGGUUGUCAAGCUACAAGAAGCCUGCAUCUGAUGAUUCGUCCAAUUUUUUUUCGUCAUCAGCUUCAUCUAGCUACGUAAGCAGUAAUGACAGCAGAUUUAAUCGUUCCAGUGAAAGAGACCGCAACACUCAGUCCAUCCCUGGCCUAAGUAACUUUGACUAUCCAAACAGACCUGUCAACACUGAGUCCAGUCAACCCAAGUACACUUCUGAAUCGGCUGCCAACAUUCUUCUGCACUUUGGACUUGAAAAAGAGGACUUGGAGCAUCUCAUCUCAUAUCCUGAAGAUCAGAUAACCCCUUCCAACCUACCAUUUAUUUUGCGCCAAAUUCGUAUUCAGAAGGCCAAAAGAACCCCUUCUGCAGCUCAAUCAAAACCAUACUCUGAAAGUCAACCCUCCCGAAAAAUGAGUGAAAUGGACAGUACUGCUAGCAUGGCCAUGAGAAGGCAAGAAGAAAUCUCAUCAGCUGUUCUUCAGCCAAGUAAAGUGAUUGACUAUGGACAUACCGGCAAAUAUACUGGAGGGACUGGUGAUGAGAUUGGAAUGGUUACUGGCAGUAGAUCUAAUAGUAGCGGAAGUGGAAAUACACUUCUGUUGGAUUCCUACGAUGGUAGCCACAGCCGAGAACCACUGAAAAAACACCCAACAGAUGUGAGAAGUAGCGCCUUGGAUUCCUCACGCGAGCAGCGGAGCUCUAUUACAAAUCUCUUAUCAUCUUACAGAACUGAGCCUGAUACUAGAGAACUGAGCUCUCUGGUUCCUAAAAGCAAUGACCCAGCUAAACUACUGCAGAACCAACAAACCAAGCAAUCUUCUCAAAUAAUCCAGAGCUCCUUUUCUCUACCAAAAAAGGACACUGACAUAAGAGUUCACAAAACUGAAGUAUCCAAAACUCUUCCUCCAAAAGACUCAAAUGUAGGUUCCCAGGCUUCAAAAACCUCCACGUCCAACACGCUGUUUCGUGAUGUUCAUCCCAGCCGACCUGGUCUUGUGAUCUUUGACAGUAGGGCUUCUACUGCCAAUAAGAUUCAUAAGACUACGGGACAAGGUUCAACAGCUGCUGAGCAGAUGAAAAAACAGCAACAACCACCUUUGCAGAUUCCAGCAUUAUGGCCUCCAGUUUUCUCCGCUGCAAAACCAGCUCCAGUUCGUCCCAUCUCGAUGAACACCAACUUAAAUGCCUCCCAUGCCAUGGCUCGCUCGGUGUUUGUUCCAGGUGCUCCUCCUCCAAUUGUCAUUUCUUCAGCCACACCUCAGGGAAUCCCAAGCUUGUUCACCCGUGCGCCGAUGAUCCUUCCCAGCAGACAGCCUACAGCAGCAGCGGCGGCAGUGUCCAAGGGUCUACCAUCUGCAGCCAUGAUGCAUGACUAUGCAGCGGCCUCACCGAAAAUUUUCCCUCAUACCUGUUCUCUGUGUAACAAAGAAUGUGGUACAAUGAAGGACUGGAUCUCCCACCAGAACACCAGUCUUCACCUAGAGAGCUGCAAAGUCCUCCGAGCAAAAUACCCAGAGUGGGAUGGUGAGAUAGCACUCAGGCCUAGUGCUGCAGGGAAAGAUGCCAAUCCCGUGCCCACAACCUCUGCCUCGGUUUCUCAGCAUCGCCACCAGAAAACAAGGCGUGGAAGAAGCUCUUGCUCCCGCUCCAGGUCUCGGUCAAGGUCGCGCUCAUCCACCCCACGUGGGCGCCAUGAGACUAGAAGAGACAGAAGGAGCCGAUCCCAAUCGCCACGUAGCGCCAGAUAUUCACACAGGUCUCGUUCUCGCUCACCACGUUACAAUCGCCAAACUUCUGGCCGUCAUCGGUCGCGUUCCAGGAGCCAUGAACGACGAUCCUCACCAAGAAGAAGGGACGAGAAAAGGUCCUCACCAAGGAGUGAAGAAAGGCGAUCGUCUCCUUGGAACAGUGAGCGACGGUCGCCACACAGGCGAGGUGACACUAGGCGAUCCUCUCCUAGAAGAAGUCGUGAAAGACGGUCGUCCACUGAGAGGUCAUCACCUCAACGCGCCAGUUCAAGCAGUGCAGAGAGACUGGCAAAGAAACUACUAGAAAAAACAGCUGCCCAGUCUCUGUCAAAACCCUCUGAACUGGAAGCUGUAGUUAAAAGUCUAGCUCCCGCCUUACUGGCCGAGCUUGCCAAGAUAAGAUCUUCUGCUACUUCCUCCUCACCAGCGUCCAAAGGAGAAAAAAGCUCCCGGUCCUCUCUCGCGCUUAAGGAUAAGAGUUCAUCUUCUCCUGCUUCUUCAACAGCCUCUGCCACAACAUCUAAAAAUAAGGUUCCAGCAACAUCAAACAAAGCAAAGGCCAGUCUACAGAAAACAAAGUUAAAUGCUUCUACAAAGACUAAGGCCAAGCCUUCACCUCCAACCAUGGUGAAGAUAAGUGGGGUUCGUACUUCUCUCUCACAUAGUGACGUGGUCACUGCUGUGGAGCAGUUUGGAAAAACCAAAUCAGUUGUAUUGUUUAGGUCCAAAGUAGAGGCAAUUGUAUGUUUUGAGAAGGAGGAAGAUGCCAAGAAGCUGAAGAAUAUAGGGAUGUUUCACAUAAAAGGAAUGUCAGUCAGUGUUGUGAAUGAAGAGGCUACUGAAUCUAAAGAGGAAAAUAUGACUGCACACAAAAACCCCGCACUAAAACCAGCAUCAGCAAAUAUCUCCACACAUCAGGCCACCAAGCCUAAAGCCCCUGCUGCCAAACCUAUGAGCAAAAAGAUUAUAUUCUCGAAACCUGGCAAAACCAAGGUUUGUUCUGUUGGGAAGUCAUCAACUUUAUCAUCUGGCACCAAAAGUACAAGUAUGAACCUCUCCAAGGAAAAAGGUGUUGUGAAGAGCGCUUCAAACGUUUCUAAAGCAAAAACAUUGCUUUCCAAAGCAAAAAAUGUGUCGUCUGAACAGAAAGCAAUGUCUGAUAAAUCAGCAAAUGUUCCUGGUAUUAAAACAUCUAAGCUCUCACAAACUGGCACUACCCCUGCAAAAACUGGCACUACUCCUGCAAAAACUGGCGCAAAGGCAAAAGGAUCAACUGUGAAGGACACAAAAGUACUAUCCAACAAAGAAUCAGAAAAGGUGAUUAACGAGGCCUCACAGCAUCAAAACAAAAAGGUGACAUCGAAUGAGGCUUCAGAGAGUCGAAAGGAGACGAAGGUGACGUCCAACAAGGCUUCAGAGAAGGUGACGUCCAACAAGGCUUCAGAAAAUAAGGAGACGAAGCUGACGUCCAACAAGGCUUCAGAGAGUCAAAAGGAGACGAAGGUGACGUCCAACGAGGCUUCAGAGAAGGUGACGUCCAACAAGACUUCAGAAAAUAAGGAGACGAAGCUGACGUCCAACAAGGCUUCAGAAAAUCAGAAGGAGGAGAAGGUGAUGUCCAACGAGGCUUCAGAGACAGUGACGUCCAACGAGGCUUCAAAAAAUCAGAAGGAGACGAAGCUGAUGUCCAACGAGGCUUCAGAGAAGGUGACGUCCAACAAGGCCUCAGAGAGUCAAAAGGAGACGAAGGUGAUGUCCAACGAGGCUUCAGAGAAUCAGGAGACAAAGGUGACGUCCAACAAGGCUUCAGAAAAUCAGAAGGAGACGAAAGUGACGUCCAACGAGGCUUCAGAGAAGGUGACGUCCAACGAGGCUUCAGAGAAGGUGACGUCCAACGAGGCUUCAGAAAAUCAGAAGGAGACGAAGGUGACGUCCAACGAGGCUUCAGAGAAGGUGACGUCCAACGAGGCUUCAGAGAAGGUGACGUCCAACGAGGCUUCAGAGAAGGUGACGUCCAACGAGGCUUCAGAGAAGGUGACGUCCAACGAGGCUUCAGAGAAGGUGACGUCCAACGAGGCUUCAGAGAAGGUGACGUCCAACGAGGCUUCAGAGAAGGUGACGUCCAACGAGGCUUCAGAGAAGGUGACGUCCAACGAGGCUUCAGAGAAGGUGACGUCCAACGAGGCUUCAGAGAAGGUGACGUCCAACGAGGCUUCAGAGAAGGUGACGUCCAACGAGGCUUCAGAGAAGGUGACGUCCAACGAGGCUUCAGAGAAGGUGACGUCCAACGAGGCUUCAGAGAAGGUGACGUCCAACGAGGCUUCAGAGAAGGUGACGUCCAACGAGGCUUCAGAGAAGGUGACGUCCGAGGCUUCAGAGAAGGUGACGUCCAACGAGGCUUUAGAGAAGGUGACGUCCAACGAGGCUUCAGAGAAGGUGACGUCCAACGAGGCUUUAGAGAAGGUGACGUCCAAAGAGGCUUCAGAGAGUCAGAAGGAAACAAAUGCAAUGUCCAAUGACUCAAAAACUAAGGUGAAAGAAUCUGUGCUAGUGACAGAAAACAUGAUGGCUGUUAAGAUGUGUGAUCCUGCGGUCAGUGAGACACAACCACACCUUCUCAAAGUUGAUGUGGAGGAAAAAGAUGAACCGAUCGAGGUCACAACUGAGGAAAUAAGCAGAGAAGAGGCACAGCCCAUGGACUUUGAAGCUUGUGUUGGGGACAUAGGGGAAAAAUUGACAAAUACAGAAAAUUUACCACACAAAUGUGAGAGUCUGUCACCGCUCAGUAUUGCUGAGACAACACCAGCUGCUUCUCAGCUUAGUCAACCCUCUGUUUCACCUGAAAAAACAACAGCAACUCCUAAACCUGCAGACACACAUACUUUGGAUGGAGCAUCGUUGCAGAUCGACCAAAGCAUCUUGAUGAAAGCGGAGUCGCCUGCUCCAAGUCUGCAAGUUAAGACCCAUGAUGAGCAAACAGGCUCAGGAAGCUCACCUGAAACCGCUUUGGAGUCUAACAUAACUGUUGAGCUGGAGACAAAGAAAAUGCAAAAAGAGCAUGACGCUAUUGUGAAGAAUAGUGACUACACUUCAUCCAAGGAGGCUGCCUCAGCUAUAAGCAAAGUUUCAGCUGCAUCAACUGAAGAUGCAACAUCUGAUCAACCUAUAUCCACAGCUGCAUUACAGAGCAAACAACAAGCAACAGCAACCACAGAGUCUCCAACGGCUGUAGAGAGCAAGACUCCAAUAGCAACAACAGUGUCGCCUUCAUCUUAUAUUGGCUCUGUCAAUAUACCGGAGCUGGUGAACCUACAUGAAAGACAUUUCUCAUGCUUCAAGAGAGAAACUUGCUUCAAAAAACAAUUUCUGACACGUGACUGCACCAUGCUGCUCAUCUCCAAUUUGCCCAAGUAUGAUGGUUGCUACACAGAGGAAGACAUUGCCAAGCUGCUAAUCCCUUCUGGAUUUAUAUACAAAGAUGAAACGAUACAAGUCAUCCCCCAAGCAUGCAUGGCAUUUGCCUUGAUGCCAUCAGCAGUUAACGUGCAACACAUUUUGAAACGAUGCUCUGGGCUCUCGCGGAUUACUUUCAAAAACCAUCAAGUUAAAGUGAGCGUGGUGUCGUGCAAAAGUGAAUUGUCAGAACUUGGGUUCUAUAAGUACAUGAUGACUAAAAUAAAGCGGCCAAUAGAUAACAGUGUAAGAGUAAUCUGCAUCAAAAACAUUUCGGAAAUCGAGGCCAGAGACCUCAAGGAGGCUUUGAAAAAUAUUGAUGGUGUUACAAACUACUUUCCUCUUCUGAACAAGGUUUAUAUUGAAUUCAAGACUAUUUUUGAUGCUGACCGACUUGGAGUUUGGUACAGCCUGCUUAAACAAGCUCCCAAACACCACACCUGCAGGCUGGCAGUACCACGUAGCUGCCCAUUUCCACUGCCUCCAAAACUUCCCCAAAAAGCUGUGCCAGACAGCCAGCAUAUUGUUGUGGCAAGGUCAAAAUUUGACAUACCACAGGGAACCAUUACACCACUUUGGGUCAUGCUGGCAUCUAGUCCCUUUUUGUUUCCUACUUCAUCUCCUUGGUUCAACAUUCCAGAUUUUCUAACUGUUAAAUCACUGGGCGCCCUCCAGAGGGCCAAGAGUCGAGGGGCAGCUGUCCACACAAUCAUGUUGACUGGUCUGCCAGAAGGAAAUUACAAGCAUGAGGAUGUUGCCAAACUGGUCUGGCCUUAUUUCCGCACACAAGAUAUGAGAGAUCUGUACUACAAUGUGAUCGUCCUACCUCUGCAGAAGAGGGCUUUUGUAAAGUUCCCGAAUUGGAAAGCGUGCUGCGAUUUUGCUCAAGUUCACAUCCAUAAUAGACCUCGUAUCAAAGGCGCUUCAGUCAUAAUUCAUUUUGUAUUUAAACCCAUGCAUCUACAAUCAACUGAGGAGCUCAUGUACGAAAAUCUGAUGAAAUGGAGCAAUGCUCGUGUCCCAGAUGUUGAGUCCUUGGAAGAGCGGCUGCUCUGUGUGGAGAUCUCAGAAACAAGUGUGGACAUAAUCAGAAUGGUCCUGAAAGCAGUGUCCUCCAUUGCUCCUUUUGUCAGCUUCCUGCCACUUGCCAACAGGAUAUGUGUUGAGAUGGCUGACCCCAGUGGUGUAACACAGGUGUUGGAGAAAUGCAACACUUUCAAGACCUCAUUUCAAGACUGUGUGUUGUGGAGUAAAGUCGAACGUUUUGAACAUUUGAAGAGCCUCAAGCAGCGCAUUGAUGACUCCCGUGAUAUCCCAAUAAAUCUGAAUGCAAACACCAUCAGUGUUGAGAGUAAGCCUCCAGCUGUGGCCUGUCAACCACAGCCGUCUCCUAGACCUUCCAACAGUGGAGCCGCUGUUUCAGAGUCGGUAACAGCAGCAAGUGCCACUGCUACAGAAAAGUGUGAAGAAGUGCCACAAACAGCUGCACCUGCUAAAGAGGUCGUGGCAAACCUCCCAGUAAUUGAUGACAACACAUUCAGGAUCAUAACAGCAGCUGUUCGUGAGCGCAGGCUAACUCGAGAAACCACCACAAAAAACCUGAACAAAGAGAGUAAAGGCAACAAAAGCUCAAAAAGUUCAAAUGACGAACAAGAGAAAAAGGGUCAGGUUGAUUUUACAAACGACGAUGUCCCUUUACAGGACUCUUUUUUUCAUGACCUUAAAUUUAACAUGGAAGAUUUUGUCACUGUUGAUGAAGUAGGCGAUGACGUGGAAAACAUGAGCCCUGACCACCAUCACUCCCCCUCCAGGGAAAUGAGUGAAAGCCAAUCUACUGACAAACAGGUCUCAACAGACUCCUCAAAAGACUCAAAGAAUUCAGCCUCUCCACCAUCCACCUCAUCUUCCUUAUCCAAGAUUGAUUGUCCACUGUCUGCUGGAAGCCCUUCUUCACAUGAUCAGAAACAACAGGGCAAAACAUCUCCAGGUGAGCUUGUUGAGGCUUCAGUAACAACUGCAUCACAGAGAGAGAAACCAAAGGGUACAGAGGCAAAGUCUGACCACUGUGUGUCACCAAAGGACAGUGCUGAAAAAAUUGUUGAGUCAGAGACAAAAAUAGAAUUACUUCCAGAGAUGCAUCCAUGUGCACACUCCCCGAGUCUGCAGAAGGAUGAUAUAAUGAAAGAGAAGACAAACGAAGAUGAGAGGAAAGAGCAUUGUAUUGACAAAACUGCAGAGGAGGAGGUGGAUGAUGAUGAUGAUGAAAAUUACCACAUCAUUGACUCACUCGACGAACAGAUGGAUGAUGGGGACCAAGAAAGCAAACUGGCAACUUGUCUUACUGAAUCUGAGGAAGCUCAAAGUUUGGUUUCGGAAGUCCUUCAGGUCUUAGACAGCGUUGACGAUGAAACUAAAGUCUGCCCACAGGAGGGAGGUGAAGUGGAAAUGGGUCCCUCUUUCAAAGUGCUGGACAGUGUUACUGAACAAGCUGCUACAAGCCAAGAUGACAGUCCACAACCUAAGGAUGAUACACUGUUGGAGCAAGAUGUGACUAAAGUUCUUGGCGUACCUGAAGAGAAAUUUUCAACUGAAGAUACAAGUUCUAAUUGUCAAGAAGUGGAGGACAGUAAUUCCCAAAUGUUAGAUACAGUUACCAAUCAAGUCCAGAGGGUAAAAGAAGAAGAAAGAAACCAAGAAACAGAAGAGCAAAUUCAAAGUAAAACGCUUUCAGGACAAUCCUCUAAACACAUGGAGAGUGUUGACCAUGUUCAAAAUGAGGACUCCUCUAUUGAACACCGUGGCCUUUCUAGUGAUGCUAAUGAGCAAGAAACAUUUGAGGUGCUAGAUUCCAUUGACGAUCAUUUGGAAAUGGAAGAUGGCACAAAAACCAAAACAUCCAGCGAUGGGACUCAUGGAGAAAACGAUCGGCCGAUCGUGACAACAGAGACGGAUUCAGAGACUGACAGGGAAACGAGGUACAACAAAGAUGAAUCUACCACAAGCAAGUACAGUGGACAUUCAAAGAGGAGCAGCACCAGGAGUAAAACAGUGAAAAGUGAAGACGCAAGAACCAAGACAGACACAACUGCAGGAACUUCUACAACAGGCAACGAGAUCACUGAAGAAGUGGAGUUUGAGAUUGUAGAUUCUGUAGAAGAUGAACCAGCCCAAAAUGUUGUCGCCACAGAAAGGUCUGGUAGAAGAAGGAGUGCAAGGGGAAAGAGAGAGGAUGGGAGCAAAGACACACCGUUCAAGAUUGUAGACUCUGUAAACGAUGAGACUGGCAACGAGGAAACAACCAUUACCACAAGAUCUACAAGAGGAAGAAGGGAUAAAAUGGUUACCGAUUUAUCAAGUGACAAGUCCAAAAUGGAGGAAACCCCAACAAGAAGGAGGCACGCUCCAGCCAGAGAUCCACAGGAAAAAGCAGCAACCAAAGAAAACGCCUCAAAAGAAAGCUCACCAACCAAGAAGCGUGACAACAAAAAGGAGGUAAGUGAGGAGGCUGCUACAUAUGAAAUAUUAGAUUCUCUAGAGGAGGAAAAUCCUAAGAGUGACCAGCCCGCCACGAAAGGCAAGAGAAAAAGGGGCCGACCAAAGAAAGAAAGUGUAACCGUAACGAAGACUAACAAAGAUGCUUCUGAUAAAGUGGCUGAAGAAGUGACUUAUCAAAUUCUUGAUUCUGUGGAGGAUGAAGUAAUUGAUUAUGAUCCUCCAAAGUGCUUCGUGAGUAUAAAAUUGGAGAAAAUUCCUAUAAAUGACGACCAGCCAACAAAGAGCACAUCUAACUCAGAACCCCCCAAGACAGAGGAUGAGGAAGAAGAGCCUGUGUACGAGAUUGUAGACUCUCUGGAAGAUGAUCAGGUCCAAGAAGAGCCAGUGACCACUGUCGUGGAAGCAACUAAACAUGGUGAUUUGGCCAAGAUGGGUGAGGAUGCACAGACCCCAGAUAAUAAGGGUCAAGCGUCGGACAGUAAAUGUGACACUCUUACCUCAACAAGCAAUCUAGAAGCGCUCGAUGAGGUAAGUGAGGAUGAGGAGGAUUUCCCUGAUGACACGGCCGAGAAGGAAGAGCUGAGGAAAAGGCAGGCUGCUACGAAACGUAAGCACCUGGCCAACGAGCAAAAGAAGGGUCUGGAGAGGAAGACCAGAGCCAGAGAGGAGAAAGAGCAAAGGAGCAGCAGCAGAGGAGGAGGAGGAGGCCUUGAUGGGGAGGUGAGCGGGGAGGAGGAGGAGGAGGGAAGGACGCCGGAGGAAGAGUUGGAGGUAGACCCCAAAGAACUUCUGACACUGGAUGAAGUGGGAGCAGAUGAGGGCGGAGAGGAAACGUCACAGGAGCUCCCGGAGUGGGAUGGAGACAUCCCUGAGGCGGAGCUGCAGGCGCUUGUUACACUGGAUGAGAUUGUGGAGGAAGAGGACGAAGAGGAGAAAGUGGAGCAAAGCGCAGCAGAAUCCCAGUCUUCCAGUGUGGAAGGAUCAGCAGAAAAUCCCAAACUAGAGACACUGGUGACUUUGGACGAAGAGGAGGUUGAUGAAAAUCAAGCCGAGACGACAUCUGCUAAACGUAAACACGAGGACACAGAGGAGAAUAUCAACUAUGUUACAGUAGAUGAGGUGGGUGAGAAUGAAGAGGUGGCAGAAAAGGAAGCAGCCCCUACCAGGCCAAGAGGUCGUCCCAGGAAGAGAGCCAGACAGACCCCUGUGAGAAAAUCCAUUAGAGGAAAGACCAUUCAGGCGAAAAGCGAGGGAAAGGAAUCCUCUGACACGGACGUCCCACCUCCCACGUCACUGGAUUCUUCCUCAUCACUGUCAGUGCUAAGCAGCCAGACUGACAUCCAGGCAGCGGACACCGGUGACACCUCUGCUGGUCAGAAGCCUCGGCUUGAGGACCAGAGCUGUGAUGAAUGUGUGGAACAGGGAGAAGAGGAGAAGGAAGGAUGGAGCAGCGCAAACGUGAAAGUUGCGAGCAAGCGGAGGAAGGAGCUUGUUGGACCUGAAGCAAAGCGAUCUCGUUCUCAGUCUCCUCUUGUCGCAGCAGACUUCAAGCUUCCACCGUUUGACGCCAGCAGCCCCCUCGGUCAAGAGUUUGUGGUCCCCAAGUCAGGCUACUACUGUCACCUGUGCUCUGUUUUCUACCUGAAUGAAAGCUCGGCCAAAGACCUUCACUGCAGCAGCCAGAGGCACUACAACAACCUGCAGAACUAUUACCAGAAGCUUCAGCAGAAACAGUCGCCAUCAACGCAAAACUCUCGAGGCUUCAUUUCGGAAUAAUCCUGAUCUCAACUGUUCUUUGUAAAUAUGAAAGUAUAUUCCCAUGGUUGCUCUGCUCGGUCUCUCACUGCCUCCUGCACCGGAGUGUUGAUGCCUCACUGUGGGUCCUGAAAAACCUGUAACAAGACUUUUCAUUAUUGGGUUUUGUGUCAUUUUUGAAUUGUUUGGUUUUGCAACCAAGCGCAACUGAAAUAAGAUCAAAUGUGACUUUAGUUGAAUUAUAAAAAAGUGAAAGUGUUGGAAAAGAUAAAGAAGUAAAAGGGCUGAUGUAUAUUAUUUUAUUAGUUUCUAUUGCUGUGUAUCAAAGUUUUCCAGCAGUGCUCCUUUUUUUAGUUGUAAUCAUAGCAGAAGAGUUAAUACUUCUAAUAGAACACGGUGCUUCACGUGACAUUUUGAGGGAUGGAUUUUAACAGUGGGCACUAGUUCGUUUUUAUAACAAGUGUUCACCACUGCAGCUUCUCGGCUCCACUCACAGGAGGAGUUUGAAUUUUUAUUGUUUUUGUCUGUCUGAUUUCAGCUCGUAUUGUGUUGAAGGCCAUUAUGGCCAUUUAGCUCCAUAAUGGUAUGUGAGAUCAUUACAUGUAAUCCACCCGUAUGUGAUUUAUAUGACUAUUUACACAUCAGUAGUUUUAACAGUCACACAGAAUAGCUUACCCAUGUUAAUACAGUUGUGAAUUAAAGCAUCACUGCUUCAUUCAAACUGGUUGUAAGGGUCCAUUUAUUUUAUGUAUGUCUCUUAUACAUUUUGUUCUGUCUUCAAAGUGUAGAAUAAAUAAAAGCAUCUCAAGGUU